AUGGGAGACGUCGCUGCUGAACCUUUGGCCUCAUUCCAGGGGCUACCACCGUUCCCCGACAAUAUCCCCACUGCACCUCUCGUGACGCUCUCUUUGGCCAAGCUACAGGCCAACGACCCACAGGAAGUUGCAGAGUUCUUCAAAAUUGGCAAGGGGCUUGGUUUCUUCUACCUCGAUCUGCGUGGAUGUGACAACGGGAGACAAUUGCUCCAUGAUGCCGAGGCACUGCUGGAACUGCAGAAGCAGUACUUUGACCUGCCACUUGAAGAGAAGCGCAUCUCGGAUCGGGAGACCGUCCCCGGCAGCGACGGCUUCUUCGGAUGGAAAGCGCUCGGAACACUUGCUGUUGAUAAGACAGGCAAGACUGAUCGGAACGAGCAGCUGACUGUGAAAAAAGAUGAUAUCGUCGGAAAUACGGCUCCGCUUCCCGUCCCCGAGCUCAUUAGGAACAACAUGCCACUCCUCAAGUCCUUCGCCACCAAUGCCUUCGAUAUCGUGCAAGUGAUGCUGACCCACCUGAACGACCAGCUCGAGCUGGCCCCAGGGACGCUCCCGAACAUGCACAGGCUGUACGAAGAGUCAGGCGACCACGUGCGCAUGCUCAAGGCUCCUCCGGCACCUGGUGAGCCCUCGCUGAGUGCAGGACCGCACACGGACUUUGGAAGCUUGACGGUCCUAUUUAAUUGGCUCGGCGGGCUGCAGGUCGUCCUCCCGGGAGCGAGCAAGGAGUGGGUGUAUGUGCGUCCUGUGCCCGGGUGCGCGAUUGUGAACCUCGGCGAUGCGCUGGUCAAGUUCACAGCGGGGUUGCUGCGGUCGAAUAUCCAUCGCGUGAUGAGCCCCCCUGGGAACCAGGCAAGCCUCGUCCGAUAUUCUUUGGUCUACUUUAGCAGGCCGGAGAACGCGGUAGUGUUGAAGCAGAUCAAAGGAGGAUUGAUCGAUAAUCAGCCAAUAUCGGAGGAACCACAAGAAGAGUUCACGGCCAAGCAGUGGUUCUUGAGGAGAGCGCAUCUCAACAAGAAGAACGACAACUGGAAGCCCGAGAAUUGGGCGAAGAGUCGUGCACCCGCACCGAGGUCUGAAUUGGCAACAGAGCCAGUACGCAGGAAAAGCGCUGAACCUGAGGUGAACUCAGCUAUGCGCUCUCUCUUCCGCCGCACCGCUCAGCCCGUGGCGAUCCUAACCAGCCGCCAUGCACCAUCUUCUUCUACUCCUACUUCCUCUCAAACACCCGCCGCCAACCUCGAAGAAUAUUAUCAUGGCGCUACCCUCUCCUCCUUUACCUCUAUCUCCCUCUCCCCCCUCCCGCUCGUGGCGUUCUCCCUCCACCUCCCUUCUCGAGCAGCGCAAGCAAUCCAGCACGCACUCACCUCCGGCAUCUACCCCUGUCCCAGUGUGGUAGUCAACAUCCUGUCUGCUUCUCAAGCCGCUAUAGGACGACAUUUCUCGCGGCCCGAUCUGUGGCCAAAUCCAUGGGAGAUGCACAACCACGACCUGACAGAGGAAGGGAUCCCUUUGUUCCCUGACAGUCUGGGCGCUGUCAGCUGCGCACCCCUCACGGGCUUUGGGCUUGAUCGGGAUGGGUUGAAGAGGAUGGGUAUAAACGUUCCUCAGGGAAUGACAUAUGACUCGGAGGAGACCACGAGCGAGAUAUUCAUCGCCCAGGUGAUAAGGGUUGAGCUGGAGAACACGCCUGGCACGUUGCCACUGCUCUAUCACGAGAGGGUGUUCAAGACUAUUGCGGAGGACAUUGUGGAGGGAGACUUGAAGCUGCCGCCGCCCGUCCCGCGAGAGCGAGCGAAGGCUUGACCUAGUAAAUGGAUCGGUUAAUGGCGAAACAAAGCCUAUCCAUGCAUGAGGCACAUAGGCUGAUGG
Molecule: messenger RNA, 1872 nt
Organism: Dacryopinax primogenitus
Lineage: Eukaryota; Fungi; Basidiomycota; Dacrymycetes; Dacrymycetales; Dacrymycetaceae
Product: Clavaminate synthase-like protein
Exons: 4
Coding region: 1-1806 (601 amino acids)
Molecular function (GO): FMN binding; riboflavin reductase (NADPH) activity
Source: RefSeq, a predicted model, not a curated record